Empidonax traillii (willow flycatcher) is the source of this 1862-nucleotide messenger RNA. It is a transcript of the gene MRAS, whose product is annotated as muscle RAS oncogene homolog. Gene Ontology annotation, biological process: signal transduction. The record is from RefSeq and is a predicted model, not a curated record. Lineage: Eukaryota; Metazoa; Chordata; Aves; Passeriformes; Tyrannidae. Gene Ontology annotation, molecular function: GDP binding; GTP binding; GTPase activity. Gene Ontology annotation, cellular component: plasma membrane.
GCCGUGACACCCGUCGGUGACCGCGGCGGGGCUUCCCCCUCGCCUGCUCUCCCCUCCUCUCCCCACAGCGAUUCCUGUCGAAAUGCGGCGCCCCGCGCUGGUAUGAGCCCCCGGGCCGGGAGGAGCGCGCCCCGGGCACCGCCGCUUUCCCUGGCCGGGGCUCGGUGUCGCCAAGGAAGGGCUGUCGCCGGCCGGCCGCGGAGCCGCCGCUCGCAGCAGCGCCGGAGGCGGGACGGACGAUAUUUUUGUGAAUGGAUUCAAGCCAAGAACCUCUACCCACAGCUGCCAACCCUGGCAUCCGUACUGACCUGCUGGCUCCAGGUUUAGCACACUGGAAGCAUGGCUACAAGUGCCGUUCCCAGCGAAAACCUCCCCACGUACAAGCUGGUGGUUGUUGGAGAUGGUGGUGUGGGGAAGAGUGCUCUCACCAUUCAGUUUUUCCAGAAGAUUUUCGUGCCAGACUAUGACCCAACUAUUGAAGACUCCUACCUGAAGCACACAGAAAUAGACGGGCAGUGGGCAAUUCUUGAUGUUCUGGACACUGCGGGCCAGGAGGAGUUCAGUGCAAUGCGGGAGCAGUACAUGAGGACCGGGGAUGGUUUCCUCAUAGUCUACUCAGUGACAGACAAGGCGAGCUUCGAGCACGUGGACCGGUUCCACCAGCUGAUCCUCCGUGUCAAGGACAGAGAGUCCUUUCCAAUGAUUUUGGUGGCGAAUAAGGUUGAUCUAAUGCAUUUACGGAAAAUUACAAGAGAACAGGGAAGAGAAAUGGCAACAAAACAUAACAUUCCCUAUAUAGAAACUAGUGCCAAGGACCCACCUCUGAACGUUGACAAGGCCUUCCAUGAUCUCGUGAGAGUAAUAAGGCAACAGAUCCCAGAGAAAAGCCAGAAGAAGAAGAAAAAGACCAAAUGGCGAGGGGACAGAGCCACGGGCUCCCACAAACUCCAGUGUGCGAUUUUGUGACGGGACACCCUGGGAGUGCCUUGGACGCCUCCCUCCUCCCCCCUUGACUCGCCGCCAGCCCAGGCGAGGAGCAGCAGUGUGGUGCCAGCGCGGCCCCAUCACCCCCUCGGGGUCCCUGCAGUGGCUCAGACUUGGAGGAGGCGGCUCGAAGGGUCUGGACGUCCCCCCCGAGGGGGCUGCGCCUCAGGGCCAGCGUGGGAGCUGCACGAACGGGAGGCGGAAGGGAUCGGCAGGGCCUCGACUCUCGAACAUCCCCAGAGCCUUCCAGGGGCCUCCAUGAUGUUUAUUAAAAAAAAAAAAAAAAAAAAAAAAAAAAAAAAAAAAAAAAAAAAAAAAAAAAAAAAAAAAAAGGAAGAAGAAAAAAAAAAGGAAAAAAAAAGUGUUGGUUUUAUCUGCAAAACAUUUCUCCUUGUGACCCAUUUCUGAACAGCCAUGAAUAGCCCCCCUGUUUGGUACAGUCAUCUGUGUAUGUGUGGGGGAAGGGAAAGGGCUUUUCUUUCGCUAAUUUUUUUUUUAUCCUCUUCUUCUUUCUCGUUUUUUGCUCAGUGAGUGUUGGGUUGCAAAGAAACAAUGGCCAGGGUUAGACUUUUUGCACUGAACUCUCUCUUGGGCGGCAGUGCCAAAACACGACUUCAAUAUGAAAGUGCAUAGAUUUGGAGGAAGAAAAUUAAUUCCAGCUGCUCUGGGUGCUCCAGACAUUGUGUCAGACUCUGGAGGGCUGCCAGCUCACAGACCAUAAACUCCAGCUUAGGAAAGGAGGUUUGGGCUCGGAUUAUAUUUUUUUUUCUUACCCUUUGUCAAGAGGUUUUGUUUCUGUUUUGUAACUUGGGACAUGUCAAACUUAAGGUGUUUUGUUAACCUGGAAGUAUUUAAAUUAAAGUAAUUUACAAAUGGAA